CUUCCCCCUGCCUCUCCGGACCCCGGGUCUCUCGGCUGUGGAACGGGGAGGGAAUCGAACCCGGUGGCACUCGGGCAGCGGCUGGGACUGGGGGCUCUGCCGAGCGCACAACUUGCGGUGGGCGCGGCGGGACAGGGCAGGGCGGGAGCUCCUCCUGCCCACGUCACAGACCGGCCGCUCUCCCACCCCGGCCGCGGGCGAGCAGCUCCCGGCAGUGCGCGGGCCGAGGAGGAGGACGCGAGUGGGCCGCGGGGCCGGGAGCUCAGCCCGCAGCCGCGGAGACCCCGCCGUUCCCUUCAAUGAAGAUAUUCAAAUGUUGUUUUAAAUACAUCCUCCAGCAGAAAGUUUUCAUCCUGUUUUUAACCCUAUGGCUGUUCUCCUUGUUAAAGCUUCUGAAUGUGGGAAGGCUCCUCUUUCCUCAGAGAGGUAUUUACUUGGUUGAGUACUCCUUAAGCACCUCGCCUUUUGUAAGAAACAGGUACACCCACAUUAACGAUGAAGUCAGGUGUGAAGUUAACUGUUCUGGGAUCUAUGAGCAGGAGCCUUUGGAAAUUGGCAAGAGUCUGGAGAUACGGAAACGAGAUAUCAUUGACUUGGAGGAUGAUGACGUUGUGGCAAUGACCAGUGAUUGUGACAUUUAUCAGACUUUAAGAAGGUACCAUCAUAAGCUCGUGUCAAGGGAGGAGAAGAGCUUCCCCAUAGCUUAUUCUUUGGUUGUCCACAAAGAUGCGAUUAUGGUUGAAAGGCUCAUCCAUGCUAUAUACAACCAGCACAAUAUCUACUGCAUCCAUUAUGACCUUAAGUCACCUGAUAGCUUCAAAGUGGCCAUGAACAACUUAGCUAAGUGCUUCUCUAAUAUUUUCAUUGCUUCCAAGUUAGAAGCUGUGGAAUAUGCCCACAUUUCCAGGCUCCAAGCUGAUUUAAAUUGCUUAUCAGACCUUCUGAGGUCCUCGGUUCCAUGGAAAUACGUCAUCAACUUAUGUGGGCAAGAUUUUCCCCUGAAGUCAAAUUUUGAAUUAGUGUCAGAGUUGAAGAAACUCAAUGGAGCAAACAUGUUAGAGACAGUGAAACCCCCUCACAGUAAGAUGGAAAGAUUUACUUAUCACCAUGAGCUCAGACGAGUGCCUUAUGACUAUGUGAAGCUACCAAUAAGGACGAACAUCUCCAAGGAAGCACCCCCUCAUAACAUUGAGAUAUUUGUGGGGAGUGCCUAUUUCAUUUUGAGCCAAACAUUUAUUAAAUAUAUUUUCAACAACUCUCUCAUUGAAGACUUUUUUGCCUGGUCUAAGGAUACAUACUCCCCUGAUGAGCACUUCUGGGCUACUUUAAUCAGGGUACCAGGAAUACCUGGGGAGAUUUCCAGGUCAGCCCACGAUGUGUCUGACCUACAGAGUAAGGCCCGCCUUGUCAAAUGGAAUUAUUACGAAGGCUUUUUUUAUCCCAGUUGUACUGGCACUCAUCUUCGAAGUGUGUGUAUUUAUGGAGCUGCGGAAUUGAGGUGGCUUAUAAAAGAUGGACAUUGGUUUGCUAAUAAAUUUGAUUCUAGGGUGGAUCCUAUCUUGAUUAAAUGCUUGGCAGAAAAGCUUGAAGAACAACAGAGAGAGUGGAUUGCUUUGUCUUCAGAAAGGGUAUUUGUGGAUAAAAAUCCCUCAACCACAUCUUCAUAGUAAAAUGAUGAAAAUAUGAGGAUCUGUGGUACAUGGGAGUUAAUAUUAGAAGUGUUUACUAUGCUAUGUCCAAUACCAUUUGAACUUAAUCUUCUCAUAGUUUGAAAGUUGUCUCAAAAUCCAUGCACUGAAGAAAGCCUUCUAGACUUUCAUGUUAUGAGCUUGGAGUUGAUUGGUUCUUUUAAUGCUUUGUUUUUGCUUGUAAUCUUGGUGAACUAAAUCAGAGGUCUUAAAUAUUCAGUCAGUUAGCAAAUAUUUAUUGAGCACCUACUGUGCACCAGGCACUUUUUUAGAAAACAUUCAGGAAUUAAAUCUAAAUUGUAAUGACUUGCACAUUGCCAUCAGGAAGCCAUGGCUUACCCUCAUCACAUGGUGAUCUCGAUAUCUUCUCCAUGUAACAAUGAGGAUUCUGCUCAAGACACGUAUGGAGUAUGUGGUGAACCUGGGUGAAACCGCCCAGUUCACAACAGUGUGUAGGUUUGGUGCCAGCAUUCUGCUUGUCUCUUAGUUCAGCUCUGUAGAUGUUUCUUAACUAUUAAAAUUUUAGGAAGAGAGACUCCACUACCUCAGCAAAGCUCAAAGAAUUGUCCGAUUGCCUGCUUGCCAAAGCUUCAUUCACCUUUUGGGGCCUCACUUGUUCAGUUCAGGGUUGAGAGGACUGUGCCGAUGUGGUAUUUACAGGAUGUGGGUGGCAGGUACAGUGGUGGGACUGGUUGUGAUGGGGGGUCGGGAUGGGUGUGCCUGAGGAGGAAAACAGAGUUUAUUCAGCUUUUGGACCCUGUCAUACAUUGUCGUUAAAGGCUUCUUUUUUUAACUCAACUGUUUCAACACAUUUACUGACAAAAAAAUAAGAACUGAUAAAAGAGUUGAAAGGGUCACACACCAGAACCUUAAACGUGUGUCACCCAUUUCAUAGGUUAGCAUUCUAGGUAAUGAUGGAACACUCCCUAUGGAAUUAGUCCCACUUACAGAACCAUCAAGUCAUCAACGCAUCUUGAAAAGGUUGUAUGAACUGUGACCGCAUUCUGGCUAAUCAUUAUGUUCAUUUAAAAAUUUUUCUUUUCUGACCUUUGCCUAAGUGGAGUGCAAAUUUCAGAUGACAGAAGCUCUAAGUUUACUGUGGUCUUCUUCACAACUUAGAUUCAAAGAGAAAAAGGUAAAUUUCCCUAAGGACACAGCAAGAAUAUUUAUUAAUGCUAUAUUGUGAAACCCACACCUAAGAUAAUAAUGUUGAGUGUGUAUAUAAAUGAAAUACACAGUAUAAUAUCUAUAGUAUGUAUUAGUAUAUACAAUAUAAACUAAUAUGUUAGCAUAUAUACUACAUGUUGUAUAUGUAUCAAUGGCUUAACACACAUAUAUAUACUAAUAUAUACUAAUACUAUAUGACUUUAUUUACACACAUAAACACAUGCAUGCAUGAGUGUCUGCACACAAUGACUAUAUUGUGCUGGAACAGGGUCCUGAAAAUAGACAGUAAUUUUUUUCACCAGUCUCUGGGAAAUUGUAGAACUCAUAUAAAGAUGCUUACGUUUUGAAGUCACCCUCAGGAGCUACUUAGAGAUGUACUCAUUAGUCAAGGCCAAAAUAAGACUAUUUAGAAGACUGAAGAAUCUAAAUAUUUUUAAAAUUCUUUAUUCUCCAUGUAAAAUGCACUUUGCUUGUUUAAGAAGUUUGACACUAACUGCCAAGUGGCACCAUUUUGUUUCUCCCAUCUCUUUCACUUGUUUUCCACUUUUUAAAUUCCCUUCAAGUUGCUUCCUUCUUCAGGAAACAAGUCUUACCAAGCCCAUUCUUAAGCAGAAGCUGGCUUUUUCAAGAGGGGGUUCUGCAGAGGCCCUGAGCCAGUUCUUCGGUGUGUAAGGCACCAGACAAGCUAAGUUCCCUUGGUCUCUGUGAGCCUCAGGUCUGGUCUUUGUCAUAAGCACUUGGGUGCCUAUCCUGGCUAGGAUCCUCACAAGUAUUGUUUUGUUUUGUUUUUGUGUGAGAAUCAGUUGAAAAUGGCAUAUGAAGUGGUUUGAAAAUGAGGACAUACAUUUUGAAAUAUGAGACUGUAGUAAGAAUAAGGCAAACAUAGAACCAGCUCCAUUGUGGGACUUGGACAGUUACCUUUCUAAGGGAAAUUCCAUAGAACGGAGCCCACAGUUGUGAUGCAACUUCUGUCACCAAUUCUGUCAGGAUCGGAGAAAAGCCCCAUUCCCCACAUUUGGGGUUUCUUUUGAAGCCAGUAUGAUUAGCAACUUGGUCCAGUGGCUUAGCUUGGGAGUGGGGGCAGAAAUAUUUUGCCCACCAUCCACGAUGUAAUACACAGACAGGGUCCUGUUGAAACGUUACUUUUUAUGCCUUUGGGCUUCAGAGUAGAUGUAAUGCUAACAAACAAGUGUCAGCCUGCUGGCCCAGUGUCUUGUCUUCUGGUGAAAAAUGAUUCUAUCCCCAGGUCUUACGUAGUGUCCAGGGUGCUCAUCAUUUUACUGCUACAUCAAAUGGAAGAGGAAAAGACGCAGAGGUGGCAGUGCCUCCUUCCCCUCUGACACCUCUCCCUGCACUCAGUUCCUUACAUUUCAGGGAGCUUUUCAGACCAUGGUCUUUUGCCUUGCGGACCCUGCUGUUUCCCAGAGGCCUUCAAACCUUGUUUCUUCCCUAAAACCUUGAGGUAUGAUUCCCUCUGUCCAGAAAUGUUGUGCAGUCUGUGGUGCAGAAUUAUUCUUUGUAUAGUAUUUAUUUGAUCUAGACUCCUAAAUUAUUAGGAGAUGAGACCAGGACCUUCAGUUUGUAAAUUAGAUGUGGAUAUUAGAUAACAUUAGUAAUGGAAGAGCUACCAAAAUAUAUCUAUAUUAUGUGAACAAUCUACUGUAAUAUGUAUUUAAAGACCAGUAUUGCUCUUUUUAAUGUUUUGCUUAUUUUAAAUGAAAUAUAUACGUUUAAAUUUGAAGGUUUCUUUUGCCUUCCAGAAUGUGAGGAUAUAUGUGAGUUGUAUAUGAGCGAGAGAAAGAGACAUAUUUCAUGAAAAAAAAAUGAAAAUCUGUUUUGGGAAUGUAAAGUGAAUGUGUCCCUAUGUUGCUACUACUAUUUUUGUUUGUGUUAAUGAUAAUAAAAUGAGAAUUUUGAUUUUUUUCAAA
Heterocephalus glaber (naked mole-rat) is the source of this 4783-nucleotide messenger RNA. It is a transcript of the gene Gcnt4, whose product is annotated as glucosaminyl (N-acetyl) transferase 4. The record is from RefSeq and is a predicted model, not a curated record. Gene Ontology annotation, cellular component: membrane. NCBI's taxonomy places the organism in Eukaryota, Metazoa, Chordata, Mammalia, Rodentia, Bathyergidae. Gene Ontology annotation, molecular function: acetylglucosaminyltransferase activity.